AAUUCAUUUUUUCGGGUCGAUUUUCGAGUAAUCAUUCAGUUCCCCAACCGAACGCCCAUGCCUACCCACACACAUGUGGGACUCUCUUGUCUACGAGGCUUUGAUUGACGGUGAUAACACCACGAUCGUGUUUGUGAAGGGACUCAAUCUACGGCCAGCAAAAGUCUACAAUGCUUCAAUAUUCGAUGUACUGAACAGUCAACAGAAGGUCAACGGUUCCAUCAAGGUCUCUGUUAGAGUCAAGGGCAGGGGAGUCCUGCACUCUGCAGCCCGGCUGGGUCGUCCCAGAGGUCCGAAUCGUAACCCGGUCACCCAAAAACCACAUGAAAUGUGCAUAUGUACCAUGGUAUAUAACCAAGCUAGGUUUUUGAAGGAAUGGGUCAUGUACCAUGCUCGGAUUGGGGUGCAACGUUGGUACAUUUACGACAACAACAGUGAUGACGACAUUGACAGCCUAAUCGAGUCGUUAUUAGAUGCUAAUUACAACAUCUCUAGGCGUGCAUGGCCAUGGUUUAAGGCACAAGAGGCGGGAUUUGCGCAUUGUGCCUUGAGAGCUAGGGAUUCUUGUGAUUGGGUCGGGUUCAUCGAUGCAGAUGAAUUCUUCUACUUGAAAUCGGGGUUAAUGUUCCACGACGUGCUAGAGGAUGUAAGUUUAAGGUCCACUAGUGUCAAUUCCCGUACCAAAUUGAGUAAGUAUGGGAAUAUUGGUGAAAUUCGUGUUUCGUGCUAUAGUUUUGGACCAUCGGGGCUAAAACAUGUACCGGAACAGGGGAUGACAGUUGGGUACACAUGCCGUAUUUUAGCACCUGAAAGGCACAAGAGUAUAAUUAGGCCAGAGGCGUUGAACUCUAGCUUGAUCAAUGUGGUGCACCAUUUUCACCUAAGGGAUGGAUUUAGGUUCAUGAACAUGUACAAAGGUGUGAUGGUAGUGAACCACUACAAGUACCAAGUGUGGGAAGUGUUCAAGCAGAAGUUUCAUAGAAGAGUGGCAACUUAUGUGGCGGAUUGGCAAGAUGAAAAAAAUAAGAAGAGGAAAGGCUCACGGAUAGAAGAGGGAAUCCCUAAGCUUUAGAUUUGAAGAGGCAACAUAUGGUGCUUCUAAUGCAAUUGUUCCAUUUCUUCUCGAACUUUAAAAGUAUGAACAUUGGACAUUUUUCCUUAAGAACUUUCUGUGAAAGUUGACUCAAGAUCUUUGGGACGUGGUCGAAAAGGGUACUGAUGCUCUUCCCUCUUUAGACAAGGUUGAUCAGACGAAAAAGAAUGCUGCAGCUCUACAUGCAAUUCACAUUACAUGUUCACCAUGUGUUUUUGCUUUUAUAAAGGAUAUCAGUUCUGCCAAAGAUACUAGGAACAAAUUGGCUGAAAUGCAUCAACAACGGCAAUCCCAUUCCCACACUGAAUCAUCAACCAGUUCAGUGUCAAUUAGCAGAACAGAGAGGCCUACGGCCAACCAGUUGGCGUGGACAAUAUACAACAAAGGAGAUUGGAAGACCGUACAUAAGAUUUUC
Rubroshorea leprosula is the source of this 1508-nucleotide messenger RNA. NCBI's taxonomy places the organism in Eukaryota, Viridiplantae, Streptophyta, Magnoliopsida, Malvales, Dipterocarpaceae. The record is from the annotation of a GenBank genome assembly.